Molecule: messenger RNA, 5108 nt
Organism: Thunnus maccoyii (southern bluefin tuna)
Lineage: Eukaryota; Metazoa; Chordata; Actinopteri; Scombriformes; Scombridae
Product: mitoferrin-2-like
Exons: 4
Coding region: 190-1422 (410 amino acids)
Biological process (GO): iron import into the mitochondrion
Cellular component (GO): mitochondrial membrane
Molecular function (GO): ferrous iron transmembrane transporter activity
Source: RefSeq, a predicted model, not a curated record
CCGAUGUCCCACCCAGCUUUGACUCCCGGUUCCCGGACUCUGCAGCUACCUGCCCGCCACGCAGUAGCAGCCACCCACCAAAGAGUCAGUCCGGUCGGCUGGGACUCCAAUUAAACUGCCGGGAAGACUACACGGACAGGCGGGUCACCAGAGUAGUCGAUCUGAACAAGCUUGUCUGAUUACAUUUGCAUGGAAGCGGACGGUUUCGUGUCCCGGCGAACGUCCGUGGAAACACCGGGCGUCGACAGCCGCGUUACAGGAGCUACAGCCGGCGCAGAGAUCCGAUGGCUGGGUGGCAGGCUCAUGGGCGCCUCGGGAGGAUUUGUUGGGGCUCUUUCGCCGAGAAUGUCAGGGGAGCAGGACUUUGCCCCGGUGUUGCAUCGAGCAACUCAGGAGACCUCGACCUCUGCUGAGCCAGAAAUAGACUAUGAAGGGCUGCCUCAGGGAGCCGCCACCAGCACACACAUGCUGGCAGGAGCCGUGGCUGGAAUCAUGGAGCACUGCCUUAUGUACCCCAUCGAUUGUGUCAAGACUCGCAUGCAGAGCCUGCAUCCUGAGCCCGGAGCGCGCUACCGCAACGUGAUGGACGCCCUGCGGCAGAUUGUGCGGACCGAGGGCGUGUGGCGGCCGAUCAGAGGCGUGAACGUGCUGGCGGUGGGGGCGGGACCUGCCCACGCUCUCUACUUCGCCUGCUACGAAAAGAUCAAGUUCUCGCUCAGCGACGCAAUCCACCCCGGCACCAACAGCCACUUUGCAAACGGAGUGGCGGGCUGCAUGGCCACAGUGAUCCACGACGCCAUCAUGAACCCAGCUGAAGUUAUGAAACAACGUAUGCAGAUGUUCAACUCACCUUAUCGAGGCGUGCUGGACUGUAUGGGCUCCAUGUUGAGGCACGAGGGUUUGGCGGCUUUUUACCGCAGCUACACCACCCAGCUGACCAUGAACGUGCCAUUCCAGGCACUCCACUUCAUGACCUACGAGUACCUCCAGGAGCUCCUCAACCCCCACAGACAGUACAACCCUUCCUCUCACGUUGUGUCAGGCGCACUGGCGGGAGCCCUGGCCGCCGCCGCCACCACACCCCUCGAUGUCUGCAAGACCCUCCUCAACACGCAGGAGGCUCAAGCUAUUCACGUGAUCCAAGCCGAGGCAGCGACGGCAACCGGAGCGGUCGGAGCAGCAGCAGCAGCAGCCGCCGCCUCGUCGCCCGGCAGCCGCCACAUCUCUGGUCUGGGCGAGGCUUUUCGGACGGUGUACAGGAUGGGAGGCGUGCCGGCCUUCUUCAAGGGCGUCCAAGCCCGUGUCAUUUACCAGAUGCCCUCCACAGCCAUCAGCUGGUCCGUCUACGAGUUCUUCAAAUACAUCAUCACCAAGCGCCAGCACGAGAAACGGCUGCGCGGAGACCGUGAUGGAGACAAGUAAACACCUAGCAACGGGAUCGGGUAUCAACAACACAAAGGUUUAUUGCACCUUACCAAUUACUGGUAUCGGUAUUGAUUUCCAGGCAUCAGAAGCUCUAGAAUUUUAUAUUCGUUGAGUGAAAAAAAUCAUCUUUUCAUCUUGUUUACUGAGAUCAAUUAAACGCGGUCGGUUCUAGUUCAUAGCAGGUGAGGACAAGUACAGUUAUUAGGAUACAACUUGUCUUGAAUACUUCUACACGAGACAUGGGGGUUGAAGAAAUGUCAAACUAUACCCAUCGGUAAGAAAAGGGUCUGCUUCGGGUUCCCUGAACUCGCCCUACUGAAUUCUGAUGCUUUAACUACAGUUCUUACAGUGUUACACUUGACAAACUGCUUUCAAAAAGCAUAUUAUUUAAGGAAGAUAACAUAUUGUUAAGUCUAUUUGAAUUCAGCCCUUUUUGAACCAUGAAAUUCUCACUUCCCUUCGACCACCUACAGAGCAGUUUAGAAGCAUUUGGACUGUUUUGUCUCCAGCACUUGAAGACGCUUUGUCUAUGAGGUUUUAAGUGCUGACUUGAAGCUUUAGUUUGACUGUUUAUUCACAUCUUAGAAACUGUAACUGUAGAUGUAGCAUUUUUAUACAUCCCCCCCCUUAAGGAUAUAUAAAGGGCUAAGAGUCCUCUACGGUUGACCCAAUAUGGAUGAGGAAAACCCUCAAGUACCCUUAAAUUUGAAAGUCAGCACUUUAACCUCAAAGUCGCUGUUUCAUUUCAAGUCCAGUGUGUCGGAGCCAAAUCUAAAAUCUUUCCAAAUACUCAAGAACUGCACUGUAAACUGGUUCAACACCCCCCACCCCCCCCCCCUCCUCUCUUAACUGCACAUUGCACUUCUGGAAAGUAUUACUACCAUAUUGCCUGCUGACCACAGGGGGGCGCACUGCUCAACCUUCAAACUUAUAACUGGUGGACAAAUAGCUAUUACAUCAAGGGAGAGGCAUGAGGUUACAGAAUCCUUAUCAAGAUCAGUUUUUGAAUACUUGUGCUGGUGUUCAGUAACAUUUCUCUCAGAGCAAGAAAGAAACAUUUUAAGAUCAUUUUGUUUUUUUUUAAGUAAAAACAAGAAAUUUGAUUAAAUACAUAACGUUCCUCCAUAAUCCAUCAGCCCUGUGAGACUUGAGGAACACAUAGCCUGUAAGUUAUCUCCUCAUGUGUUGUUUUUUUUUUUUUUUUUUUUUGGAAAGUCAGAAUCAGUUUUGGAUUGAAAAUACUCAAUUAUACAACACCUGAGUGGAAAAUGAGUGAGUGAGUGAGUGUGUGUGAGAGUGAGAGAGAGAGAGAGAGAGAGAGUGUGAGUGUGUGUGUGUUACAGUGGUCGAGUGAAUGGUAAUUCAGUUUCAUAGCAUUCAGCAGUGACUCUGACCAGAUUUGAUCACAACAAAGCCUCACUGUGCAAUAAACCGUUUGUAUUGUCCUUCAAAGGAAAAACACACAGUUACACAAAGUACAUUUCUGCUUGAAUGGAAAAUUUAGGGGCGUUUUCAGACCUUUUUUUCGUCCGGUUGAAUCAGGCCCCCAUGGUGUGGUUUCUUUGGGCAGAUUCGAACACAGCAAUCGUACUCGGACGCCAACCAAAACAACCGUACCGAAACCCUUUUGAGGAAGUGGUCUAAUUUCGUCAGUCCCAGACUAACUCUGGAGUGGUUGGUUUGCUGUGGGGGAUGUGAUCCCACAGUGAUCUGACCCAUCUACUAGGCUGGAAGCUGGAGAUGAGCAAAAAUAAUAAUAGUUGCUAGCAGCUAGUCGGAGAAUGAACUGAGGUCUGGACUAGCUCAUAAAAAAAAAAAGUGCACUGCAUUUUUAUAUUUGGCAGAUAAGACCUUCUUCCUGUGUUUAUGUUCUCACAUAUCUGACCAAUGAGCAGCUUUCAGUGAUGCAUUUUGGUUCACUUGGAUUUAACUCUGUGUUUAAAAGAAACCGAACAAAAGGGGGGGAAGCAAGCACGGAUUCGGACCAGAGCAAACGAGCUAUAGGUUUGAAAACGCCCUCAGUCAGUAAGAUUUCUUUUGAAGGACAAAAUAAAAAGAGGAAACAGUAUCUUUUCACUAGCCAAGCGCUUUAAAACCCACGCACACAAUGAAGGCUGCACAUCGUCUCUGGAUAAGAGUCAUUAGAGUGGCGAACGUAUCACCGAUAGGCUUAUAGAUUGAUGCUGGUAGAUUCUUUUUUUUUUUUGUUCUAAAACAAUAUAUCCAUCAUAUGGAAGAUGCCACAUGCCGCACUCUGAAACCCUCAGUGCUAGCAAAAAUAAUGCUACGCCUUUUAAAAAGUAAGAGUCCUUGGUUGGCAAAACUGGAAAUGUUAAUAUUUCCAACAUAAAAGUAUUUUUCCAUAGUCCAUAUGUAGGGGUUUUUUGGAACAAGAAUCAUUUAUUACAAACAAUUUAAAAAAAGGCAAGAGUGUUCAUCUUUAGACAAUCACUUUUUUUGUUUAGUUUUAUUUUGUUCUCUUAAAACCGCACAGCAUCCUAGCACCUAAUAGCAACUUUGUGUAAUACUUAGGGUGGAAAAAGCAACUCUGACAGUGAAACAAGUGGAGAGAAUAAAGUUCUUACUACACAUGCCUUCAGUUAGCCGCCAUACAUCCAACGCACAACUACUACAAAGAAAUCCUCAUAUAUAUAGAUAGAAUAAUGUGUUUUUGAAGCCAUAAAACAGGAAAAAAUUGUAUAUAAUAUAUCUAAAUAUGGGUAACUAUACAGACGGGCUACAAAUUAAUGGUAAAACCAACAUAAAGUGUUUUAGUAAGGCCACCAGAACAGCUUUAAUGUGCUUUGGCAUUGGUUCUACACCAUUCUUCCCUCAUUUGGUGUUUUGAUGAUGAUGAUGGUGGAGAGCGCUGUCUUACACAUCGGUCCAAAAAUCUCCCCGUAGGUGUUCGAUGAUGUCUUUCCCAUAGAUCUAAAUGCAGAUGUCGCUGUUCCUAUUGAAACACUAGCCAGUUGAGCCGUCUUUGUGACUGAAGCUCCCGCCAUCCGUGCCACAACAGUGAACCCGCUUUCAAAGUCCAAUCAUACUACAGAGCACGAUCGGGUGUUAAUUACUUAUUUGUACCAUGCGGUAUAUCUAUCUGUGUGGAAGCAUCUGCAUUCCUUAAUGUUUCUCCGUUCAUUUGUUUCCGGUUUUUCCUUUUUAAUUUGUCACCCGUCUGUAGAUAAAACCCAAAAUCUAACCAGCUAAGUUUUGAAGUUAACUUGUAUGUUGAACUAUAUAAAUAUCAGAAGUGUACAAGUUUUAUCAAGACCACGCUGUUAAAAAAAAAAAAUGCAGGUUUUUGUAGAAAGCGCACAAAAUACUCAUCUGGAAAGUAGCAAAAAAAAGGAAAAACCUGGAUUACUUCAUAUUCAGACAAGACCAUAUGUGUGAGGAAAAAAAUGAAAUGGGGGGGUUAAAGGUAUUUAAAAAUGUUUGUAGGAGUGUUCCUCGUGUUAUGCCAAGUUUCAAGAUUGGGAAACCAAAGACUGAGCAAUAGAGAGAAAACAGGAGAGGAACUGGUGGUCUGUCAGAUGACGACACUAAUGUGAAAUGCUUGAGCACUGUUUGAAAGCGACACCUGUAUUUUGUGAAUUGUAAAUAAAACUCGCUAAGGCAGCUCCUCGCAGAAGCAGGGUCUUCUCUUGGUGCUGACUCUCCAAGCGCUGAGAGAACUUAAA